AUGAAGGGAUAUCCAGCCCAAAUUGUAUUUGUCAGCGAGGAGCAUAAUUUUCAACUGAAUGAACCUCUACUAGAAAGCAUCCUCACGUCGAACAGAGUGAAGGACAAGAAAGUGAUGAUACUCUCAGUGGCCGGAGCUUUCAGAAAGGGCAAGUCAUUUUUGCUCGACUUCUUCAUUAGAUAUCUGUCACACGAUAUCUACAACCUCUCUCAAAACAUCCAGGAGGACGACUUGCACCACCUCCAGUUGUUCACUGAGUACGGGAGAGUGGCCAUGGAUGUCAGCGAGGUGAAGCCCUUCCAGUCUCUUCUGUUCCUCAUUCGGGACUGGGCAUAUCCCUACGAGGCAGACUAUGGCUACGAGGGAGGACUGACUAUUCUCAACCGACGACUUAAUGUUGGUCCAGUCUGACCAUCCAGAUAUCGGAGAGACAGCACAGGGAACUCCAGGAUGUCCGAAAGUUCAUUCGGGGUUGUUUUGAACACAUUCAAUGUCUGCUGAUGCCCCACCCAGGAAUUAAAGUGGCCUCGUCUCUCCACUUUGAUGGGCGGAUAAAAGACAUUGAACCGGAAUUUGUGCGGAUCCUUUCUGACAUGACCACCAAACUCCUCGAUGUCUCCAAUUUAGUGCCCAAGAAGGUGGACGGGAUUGAAAUCACUUGCAAGGAAUUAUUACAAUACUUCAAGGUAUUGGGGGCACGUCAAUUGAGGUGUACUUGAAAGUGUUUGAGGGGGACGACAUGCCUCACCCCAUGACCAUGUACGAGGCCACUGCGGAGGCCAACAAUCUCUCGGCCAUGCACAUUGGCAUCGACAUGUACAAGCAGGCCAUGGACAAUGUUACCAGCAUGUCGCAUUUCUAGAUUUGUGACAGCAGUAAGCCCUACAUCAACGAGAACG
Molecule: messenger RNA, 899 nt
Organism: Octopus sinensis (East Asian common octopus)
Lineage: Eukaryota; Metazoa; Mollusca; Cephalopoda; Octopoda; Octopodidae
Product: atlastin-2-like
Exons: 2
Coding region: 1-411 (136 amino acids)
Biological process (GO): protein homooligomerization; endoplasmic reticulum organization
Molecular function (GO): GTP binding; GTPase activity
Source: RefSeq, a predicted model, not a curated record